Molecule: messenger RNA, 444 nt
Organism: Mangifera indica (mango)
Lineage: Eukaryota; Viridiplantae; Streptophyta; Magnoliopsida; Sapindales; Anacardiaceae
Exons: 2
Coding region: 1-444 (147 amino acids)
Molecular function (GO): zinc ion binding
Source: RefSeq, a predicted model, not a curated record
AUGCGAUCUCUUGAUGCGAUGAACCUUCAAGUUGGGGCUUAUCUAUAUGAGGUCAGAUUUGAGCGCUGGAGCAAAACACACUUUUCAGGGCAUCGAUACAACAUCAUGACGACUAAUAUUGUGGAGUCAGUUAAUGCCCUUAUCGGACAUGCACGGGGUCUACCUAUCACGAUGCUCGUAAAGUUUAUUCGUGAUGAAUGCCUUAACUUUGUCAACCUUUGGAUAGAGGAGAAGAUUAGCCGUCGUUUGUCAAAGUCUGCACGCUUAAAGGUUCGACCAAUUACACCUACUCGGUAUCAGGUUGUUGGUUUUGGUGGAUACAUAGACAUUAUGGACUUCAAUGAAAUGUCUUGUACGUGUAGAAAGUUUCAGCUUUCAUGUAUUUCGUGCAAAUAUGCCAUUGCUAUUGCAAGACACAUGAGGCUCACAAAUGUCAAUGCAUAG